AUGACUGGAACCAUGCCAUCCAGGACCACCCCUCCCUCCCAAGAGGGCCCCAGCAUCUCACACACGACCAGAAUUAUGCCAUCCAGGACCACUCCUCCCUCCCAAGAGGGCCCCAGCAUCUCACACAUGACAGGAACCAUGCCAUCUAGGACCACCCCUCCCUCCCAAGAGGGCCCCAGCAUUUCACACAUGACCAGAACCGUGCCAUCCAGGACCACCCCUCCCUCCCAAGAGGGCCCCAGCAUCUCACACAUGACUGGAACCAUGCCAUCUAGGACCACUCCUUCCUCCCAAGAGGGCACUAGAACUGUAGGCAUGACUGGAACCAUGCCAUCCAGGACCACCUCUCCCUCCCAAGAGGGCCCCAGCAUCUCACACAUGACUGGAACCAUGCCAUCCAAGACCACCCCUCCCUCCCAAGCGGACCCCAGCAUGACCAGAACCGUGCCAUCCAGGACCAUUAUUCCCUCCCAUGAGAGUACUAGAAUCUCAGACACAACCACAUCCAUGCCAUCCAAAAUAACAAGCACUUCCCAUAAGGGAAUGGGAACCUCCAUUACUGGAAAUCUGAACAAACACACAGACUGGACUAUAGCUGUUUCAGAGAAGGUACCUGAAUCCUUAGGAACUUCAUAUAAGUCUACAUCUGCCUCUGACAAAACCAUACGAGCCACUGAACUAACCACUGCUCUGCGAACUUCAGACAAAACUCCCCAAACUUCAGAUAAUACCACAAAAGCUUCAGGAGACAUAGGAGCCUCAGAGAAGACCACAAGACCUUUGGACAAGACUAUUCACAAAUCUACAUCCACUGUCCUUUAUCUACCACUUCAAGUUACUAGCGAGAAAACUUUGGCACCUUUCACACCCACUUUACAUCCAUCUUUCACAACUCCCAAACAAAGCCAGGAAUUAAAUUCCACAAAAUCAAUCAAUAAUAGUUGGCCAGAUCAGAAAACAGAUAAUUCAAGAGGAGGGUCCCAGGGGCUGCUGGAGGGGAAUUCAUUUCCCCCUUGGGCCAUUGUCAUUGUAGUCCUGGUGGCUGUGAUCCUCCUUUUGCUGCUCAUUGGCCUACUCAUCACGGCUGUCUACAUGAUCCAAAUACGCCGCCAUCAGACGAUUAUAGACCGUGAAGAAAAUGAUGCAGAGGAUGAGAUUGGCCCCAAUUCCUAUCCUGUGUACCUGAUGGAGCAGCAAGCACUGGGUCGGAGUCAGCUCCCGUUACCUUAG
Gracilinanus agilis (Agile Gracile Mouse Opossum) is the source of this 1230-nucleotide messenger RNA. It is a transcript of the gene MUCL3, whose product is annotated as mucin like 3. The coding region runs from base 1 to 1230 and encodes 409 amino acids. NCBI's taxonomy places the organism in Eukaryota, Metazoa, Chordata, Mammalia, Didelphimorphia, Didelphidae. The transcript has 3 exons. The record is from RefSeq and is a predicted model, not a curated record.